Ilyonectria robusta is the source of this 1347-nucleotide messenger RNA. RefSeq names its product ubiquitin-related domain-containing protein. Gene Ontology annotation, molecular function: protein binding. The transcript has 4 exons. The record is from RefSeq and is a predicted model, not a curated record. The coding region runs from base 1 to 1347 and encodes 448 amino acids. Lineage: Eukaryota; Fungi; Ascomycota; Sordariomycetes; Hypocreales; Nectriaceae.
AUGUUUUACCAAGGAACUCUGCAAGACGGCAUUUCCACCGCCGUGGGCCAACAGAAGCUGGUGCUGUGCUUCGUCACGGAUGAGAGCGAGGAAAGCACGCAAUGGGAGAAUGAGUUUCUGCUUGACGAGAGUUUGAGCAAGUUGAUCAAGGACCAGAGCGUGGCGCUACGUCUCACAGCCGGCUCCGAUGAGGCCGGCUAUCUCGCCCAGAUCUUCCCGCUCCCUCGUACUCCCACAGUUGUAAUCAUUCAGAACGGCGAACUGAAGGAGUACAUCACUCCUGGCACCACCAAGGAGGAUUUCUUUCGCCGCAUUCAAAAUGCAUUCAGCGCCACCUCGUCAUCAGCGCCCGUGUCAGCAUCCACCAGCACACCGCAACCUGAGCCCGCGCCCGCUGCCAGCUCAUCACAGGGCGUAUCCCCGUCCGGGGAGUCCUCGACAUCCGAGAAUGUCCGACGGAUUCUAACCGAGAGAGCUGCCAAGCUCAAGACCCAGAAGGAGGAAGCCGAACGCAAGGCCAAGGAACAGGCCAAGGAAGAGCGCAACAAGGCCAAGGCAAAGGGAAAGGCAGACGCCGAGGCUGGUGCCAAAACUGACAAUGCCGUGGCGCACAAGGCGGCCGAGGCUGUAAAGAAGAAGCGUCAAGAGCAACAGGAGGAGCGCCGACGGAUUCUCAAGCGCAUUGAGGACGACAAGGCUGAGCGCAGAUUGCGCGCGCAAGCCCGUGAGCAAAUGCGGACAGAGGAUGUGAAGGGCGGUGAUGUUGCUUCCUCUCUGGUGAAUGCGCCUGAGAGCAAGCUACCCUCCACGACGAAGGCCAGUGGCAUGACCUCUCUCCAAGUGAGAAUGUUUGACGGCUCGACGUUGAGGUCUCGGUUCAAGACAACGUCUCCUCUGAAGACUAUCCGCAGCUGGGUCGACGAGAACAGGACUGAUGGGUCCCAGCCAUACACUUUCAAGCAGGUCCUAACGCCAUCACCAAACAAGACGAUUGACGAAACAGAGGAGAACAAGUCGGUCGGAGAGCUCGGCCUGUCACCGUCGUCGACGUUGGUGCUCAUCCCGGUGAAGAACUUCACAUCUGCCUACGAUGCGUCGUCGCAGAAUAUUGUGUCGAGGUUCUUUGCCUUUAUUCUGGGCAUCUUCUCCUGGUUUUUUGGACUAUUCAGCUCAGGUGAUGCACGAGCACCUGCCGGUGCCGGCGAGGACUCCGCGGGGUCUUCCCAGGAUCAGUCCCGCAUUCAAAGUUUUGGAAAUCAGAAUGAUCGACAGCGGGAUCAACAAUUGUACAAUGGCAAUUCUUUGAACUUUGAGCCACGACCGGAUGAGGAAGAGAAGGAUGAUUGA